GCGCGUUGGAAGCAGAGAGGGGCACAACAAGAGUUAGCAAUAAGCCACUAGAGGAGAGUGAUCACCCUUCUCAGCUCCACCACUCCCUCCUUCUUCCAUUGCUCGGAUCGAUCGACCUCCAGCCAACGACCGACCGCAGAGGACCUUCAGGAAGCAAUGUGGAAGAGAAGCCUUCGGCCUGCACAGCAACUCACGAAGGCACGGACACUCCGGAUCCAGUCGUGUUGCCACCAAUACCGGGACCAGCUUAUAUGUGCUCCGCCCAUGACUGUGCGGCAUGCCUGGAACUGGGCGAAGAUCAAGUCCGAUCCCAAGAACCCAUUCUUUGCAAAGCGGAGCACCAAGAACACACCCCAGACCGCUGUUAUCCUCCUGAGCAAUGCCGAGAUACCAAUGCUUCAGAUCCGGCCUCCAGUCUUCCUACCCGCGACUAGCGAACAAGUUCAACACUCCCUUAACAUCCUGCUGUUCAUGUCCGACUUUAAUAUUGAACCACGCCCUCUUGUCUUCAAUGCGCUGGCGUGUUCUUCUACAGGGCUCAUUCAUUACAUCCAGAUCGCCAAUGAACAUCUCUCCCUUAUUAUCCCGACAUACAAUAUCUCAAACGGUGGAACCAGCCCGGAGCUGAUCCCAGUACUUUUGAAGACCUUUCUGGAAUCCUCAGCAUACACAAAAAUUGGAUUUGGUACCUAUGAGGAUGUUUUGCGCAUCAAGGACCAGUACGGGAUCACCUGUAAGAACAUAUUCGACAUUCACUGGAUGGCCAAAGUCAUGGGCAUUGGAUCAGUCAACGUUGGGAUGCUGCACAACGUUUUUGGAGACAUCCAUGACAACUAUAUACCCGGCAGAAUCAGCAAGGAUGGUCAUGUUUCAGAGAAGGAGCAGGAGGGGCAAGUGAUCGAUCCACGGAGGUGGGAUUGGGAGUCCCACGGCAGCAUUGAACUCUCGCGAGAGCUGAUCCGGUGUAUAGCUCAGGAUGCCUUUGUGACCUUGCGCAUGUACGACAACAUUCAGGAACGGAAGUUCAGACCCGGAUAUCAGCCAUUAUUGACAGAUCCACAGGGAAUGUCUGCAAAAGCCAUGGAUUUUCUGUUGACAAGUCUGCCGCGAGGAACUAUGAUUCCCGUGCGAUCUAUACACCAUCUUUUGAAAGGGCCGUUUAUGGGCUCUGAUAUCAAUAAUGUCGAUCGGGACGCCCAGGCAUUGGCGCUGGUCAAGCUACUUGUCGACAGGCAAGAACUCAUCACUGAUAAAAAUGACACCGCUCCACUCACAUUUAAGGACCCCAUCGAUCUUAGUCGCCGCAUUGCAUUACCGGGUAUCCGCUCCAGUGAAGCUAUCCUUACCAAUCCACAAACCAGGAAGAUUGCAGCGGAGGUAUUCAAUUGUAGGGCGGAUGAACUGAGGCUGAUGCAAGACUCUGAUCUGACAAGAAAGCCGGACAAGAUCCAGGAUCUGGAGUGUUUCUUGGGCGUAUAUGAAUGGCUCGAUUUUUUACCUGGUGCAGAGCUGGACGAGCCAUUGGACAGACGGUUACAGUCUGGAUCGAAUGUGUCAGAGGGGUGUGGACGCAAGGAGGCGACCCUAUUGGCGCUAUUCAUGAACUUUGGCACGGUGGCUGACAGAGCCAAGGAUCAACCUACGGAAACGAAACGAUGGGUUGCGCAGAGGAUAGAGCGGCUCGUUCAGCAGGGUGCCUUGUUGAGGACUGGUGGACCUCAAGGAUUGAUUCGAGUCAACCCAGCUUUGCUUCGGAAGCUCAAGAGGAUCGAAACGAAUGUGAACCGGCAUCACCAUGUCGUUGAAAAUAAAGCACUCUCAGCCAAUUGAACAUGCAGUGUCUUUGAGUGUUGUAUUUCUGCUUGCUUGGGGAACUACAGUGUGAUCGCACACUGCUCCGAUGAGCUGGAGAAAUGAAUCAGCGAGAGGUGUUGAAUCCUAUGGAGAUCAGUGACCCGUUUUUUUUUUUUUGUUUUGUAAAGAAAUGUAGAGCGAGCUGGGAUGCUGUGAUCCCGUUCACCGCCAGAGGCAGAGCAUGUUAUGUACCAACACGACGUCUUUCAAUGGGCGUGCUCAGUGCUCGAAGUUGUCUUUGCAAUCAUAUCCAAUAUCGAAUGAUCAUGGAGGCGACCAUCGUGUUCUACUUGAUGCAGUUGUUUGAAGGGAAAAAAAAAAAAAAG
Molecule: messenger RNA, 2180 nt
Organism: Gamsiella multidivaricata
Lineage: Eukaryota; Fungi; Mortierellomycota; Mortierellomycetes; Mortierellales; Mortierellaceae
Exons: 3
Coding region: 157-1830 (557 amino acids)
Biological process (GO): nucleobase-containing compound metabolic process
Molecular function (GO): nucleic acid binding; 3'-5' exonuclease activity
Source: RefSeq, a predicted model, not a curated record